CGGAGCCGAGCGCAGCCCGGCCGUGCCCAUGGCCGGCCGCGGGCCCGAGCAGGGCUACAUCCGCACCGUGCUGGGCCAGCAGAUCCUGGGCGAGCUGGACAGCUCCAGCCUGGCGCUGCCCUCCGAGGAGCGGCUGAAGCUGUCGGGAGAUCGCGCCGGGGAGGAGAAGGCGCUGCGGAUCCACCGGCAGGUCCAGCAGACGCUGGCCAGGAAGAGCCGGGGCUCGCUGUACAAUGGCAGCCUGCACCGUGCAUCCAGUGUACCAGAACGUGUCUAUAACAUGGGGAUCACUGAGAAUGAUUUUGCACCAAGGUCUCCCUACAGUUUCUCAUAUUACCAGGCAAACCAGGUUGCCUCCCCAUCCUCGUACACCAAUGGCUGGGGGACAAGGAUUGCUUACAGGACGAUGGAAGAGAGAGCUCAAAGGCAGCCUCUGAAGAGACUGGAGGUUUCUCCCCAGCGAAAUCCAGAAAGAUUGGCCUACGUGUCCAACGACUUUCACUACGAUGGAGGGGUCUCAGUCGGAUUGUCCGUGAGGCACGGGGACGGGCUGAGAUCCAGCGGGACUGUGCCGCCGAGAUACGCUCGCUCCGAGAUCCUUGGCUACACCCUGCGUGACUCCGUGCACAGGGGACGCUCCUUCAAGAGACAGCCCCGCCUGGGGACUGUCACUGAUGCUGUCCCCGAUGGUGCCUACCCCAGCCCCACUGUCCCUCUGUACCCCCAGCCUGGCAGCAGCCGCAGCAUGAGCAACCUGCUGGAGAAGGAAAACUACCUGGCCUCGGAGAGCGCCGUGGGACAAGUGAGGUCCCCGACCGCGUCCCGCCUCUCUCAGAACAGACAGUCUGUAAGGUCCAGCUUCUACCAAAGCGCCUUCAGAAACACGCAGAGCAGGAGGGAGGCUUCCCAGCCAGCUUCCAUUGCCAGCGUCGCUGCAGAAACGGAUGGGAAGAGGAUGCCAGUGACAGCUGCUGUGGCCGCAGCAGGGAGAAAUGGUUUCCUGCAGAGCGAGCAAGUGACCCUCAAUGGCUCUCAGCUGGGGAGCCCAGAAGUGGAGAUGACCCUGGAGCGUGCAGUGAACAUUCUGAAGAGUGAAAAUACACAGUCCACCCCCAGGAUCCUUGCUGCAGUGACUUUCAUACAGCAUGAGUGCUUCCAAAAAGCAGAUGCCAGGAGAAAAGUUUUCUCACUCGGUGGCAUCCCCAGACUUUUACAGCUCCUUGAGGUUCAGAAUGAGGACAUCCAGCGGGCAGCGUGUGGUGCUCUGAGAAACUUGGUGUUCGAGGACAAUGACAACAAACUGGAAGUGUCAGAGCAGAAAGGGAUCCCGCUCCUGCUCCGCCUGCUCCGGCACACCAGGGACAUAGAGACUAAGAAACAAAUCACAGGUUUGCUGUGGAAUCUGUCCUCCAAUGACCAGCUGAAGCACCUGUUGAUUAGAGAAGCCCUGCAGACGCUGACUGAUGCUGUCCUCAUCCCCUACUCAGGCUGGCCAGACAGAGAUUACCCAAAAUCAAGUGCUCUAUCUGACCCUGAUAUCUUCUACAAUGCCACAGGAUGCCUGAGAAACAUGAGCUCUGCUGGCCCAGAAGGAAGGAAGAAGAUGAGAGAAUGUGAGGGCUUGAUUGAUUCUCUUGUGUAUUAUAUCCAAGGAGCUAUUGCAGACCAUGAGCCCAAUGACAAGGCCACAGAGAACUGUGUGUGUAUUCUUCACAAUCUUUCCUACCAGCUAGAGCUAGAGCUCCCUGAGAGCUAUGCCCAGAGCAUAUAUGUGCAAAGAAGAAAUAUUUCUAACAAUGAUAAAACACCAGGCUGUUUUGGAACACGGAGCAGAAAAGUAAAAGAGAAGCAGCAGGACACCCCGCUUCCUGAGGAAAAGAGCAAUCCCAAAGGUGUUGAAUCGCUCUGGCAUUCUACACUGAUUAGGAUAUACCUCUCCUUAAUAGCAAAGAGUACCAGAAACUACACCCAAGAGGCAUCCCUGGGAGCUCUCCAGAACCUCACAGCUGGCAAUGGACCAAUGCCAUUUGCAGUGGCCCGGACUGUUGUUCAAAAGGCGAACGGGCUGCCAGGCAUCCGAGCUAUGCUGCACGUCAGCCACCCCGCGGUGAAGAGGACAGCGGUCUCACUGCUCAGGAACCUGUCCCGAAACACCUCCCUGCAAAACGACAUAGCCAGAGAAGUUCUGCCCGAUUUGGUGUCAGCCCUGCCCGAGUGUGUGCCAGGCUGCGAGGCUGCCUGUGACACCACGGCGUCCAUCUGCUACACCCUGUUCAACCUGACCCAGCGCAGCUCGCACAACGCCCGGCUGCUCCUCAGCGCCCAGGGCCUGCCCAAGGUCAUUGCCAUCAGCAUGAAUGACAGCAAUAUGUUCAGCAAAGCCAGCAGGGCUGCUUCAGUCCUCCUCUACUCCCUGUGGUCACACACUGAUCUCCACAGUGCCUACAAAAAGGCCGACUUCAAGAAGGCAGAUUUCAUCAACAGCCGGACCACAAAAGCCUACAACUCACUGAAAGAUUGAAUCAGAGAACAGCACCAGGGAAGACAGAGUCCAUACAACAGCCAGUGUAACCAUCUUCACAGGGUUGGUGUCACCAUCACGAACCACAAAGUAUCUCAGGAAAAAAGGGCUGGUUUUCUAGAAAGACUCGAGUGGCCAGAGAGUAGCUUUUUUGAGUUUUUAAUCCUAAUCACACUCGUUAUCACUGACAACAUCGGUACAUCAACAUCUAUACAAAUGUCAAUACAAGAAUAACCAAAGAUGCAUUCUCCAGAAUGUCUGAGGUGAAGUUUCAUCCACGUUUACCACUUGUUAGAGCUCCAGAUGACUGCCUUUGUUCCAUACAGAGGAGUUUGAAAUGCUGGUUGGAAGCAAAUUCUUUUCAGACUAUUUUAUACCAGAAGUUUUUUACAGUGGGUAAGCAUCAAGUGCACUGCUUAGAACUUAGUUGUUUUUCACUCUUUUGUUUCUUCAUACAGCUAAAUAAGAAUCUCCAGACUCUAUGAGUGACUCUAUGAGUAUGCACAAGAAGCUGUUUCACUACAUGAAUUAUAAAAGCACCAAUGAAGUUAAAAUUACUAUUUUUGUAUUGCUUGUUUUCAUGGACUCACUGAUUCUUAAACCUCUUUCCUUUGAGAUUUCAUCAGCAACAGCAGCAAAACUGAUUUCACGUAGAUUUUACCAUCCCUUGCUCCUCUCAUCCUCCCUCAUGUGGCUGUUGCAUUUUACAACUGUGUUCAGAAAGGAUUUUAACCAGAACCACUAGGUUUAAGGCACUAUGUUUCAGACACUUUGGGCUGAACUUAACCACAUCAUUCUUCGCUAAUUGGUGGAGAAAUUAUUUGUGGAUGUUUCAAUGAUUAUUUUAAGAAAAUUGCAAUUUCAAAACAAUUCUGUUGAUAACCUAUAUACAAUAAAGGGAGUGGAGUCUUGCCUUUACUUUUGAAAUAACAGACACACACAAGAGGCUGGGCUCUGUGCUGAUUAAGGAAUUCACCUGAUCCUGCUUCAUAUUCUCUUACUCGAAAUGAUCAUCCUCCCUACAGCAAUUAUAUGCAAUGUGAUAACUUUGGGACUAUGCCUGCACAUGUGGAAUAGGUGACAGGAGGGGAAAAAAACUCAGGAGGACCUGAAGGCUCAGGUUUUCAUUAUAUGAUGCUAGAGAUGCUAAAGAAGCACUUAAAAAUAAAACCCC
Lonchura striata (white-rumped munia) is the source of this 3695-nucleotide messenger RNA. It is a transcript of the gene PKP2, whose product is annotated as plakophilin 2. The record is from RefSeq and is a predicted model, not a curated record. Gene Ontology annotation, biological process: desmosome organization; cell-cell adhesion; intermediate filament bundle assembly. Gene Ontology annotation, molecular function: protein binding. Lineage: Eukaryota; Metazoa; Chordata; Aves; Passeriformes; Estrildidae. Gene Ontology annotation, cellular component: cytoplasm; nucleus; adherens junction.